UGCGGAGAAGUGUGUCUGACUCCAGAAGAAUGCAAAGCAGUGGUUAAGAAGAGCCUUCCGCUUUGUGGCCACGUUGUUGAAACUUGGUGUCAAAGGAACAUCGACUUAAUUAAGUGCACAGAAGACUGUGAAAAGGUGUUACCCUGUGGUCAUGUAUGUUCCAACACCUGCAGCAGGCCUUGCAAAGCUGAAUGUUCAGAACCAUGCAGCCAUCGACUACGUCGAUGUGGUCAUAGAUGUCCUGGUGAAUGCGGUGUUUGCUUAGCAUCUUCAUAUCACGAGCUAUGUGACAGUAAAUGUGAGAAACCGCUCAUCUGCGGCCACAUCUGCAAAAGUGCAUGCGGAAAAUGUUCAGAGGACUGCGAUGAUUGUGAACCUAGCUCUACGACGAAAGAGAGUCUCGAUACGGGCUCAUCAUCAGCGGAUGCCGAGGACUUUCAACAGUGCAGACAUAACACUAAAAAGAGUCAACUUUUCCCACAUGCCUGUACCUUACCUUGCAGUAAAAAAUUGCAGACACGUGCGCACAACUGCAAUCAUUUUUGUAUUGGUGUCUGCAACGAGCCAUGCCCUCCAUUUUGUUUAACUUGCAACAAAAAUAAAGUAGUUGCAUCUUUACCCCAGCAAACUUGUCGUCGAGGUGACACGUUCAUCUACCUCCCAGACUGCAACCACCUCUGUGAGACACGGUUUCUCGACAAAAUGAUGGCAGGUUUCAGAAGUUCAUCUGACUGCGUUCAGGUACGUUCUCCAACAUGUCCCAAAUGUGACCGGCCAAUACGCAAGUGUCAGCGAUAUCAAGACUUACUUAAGGUUAUCGAUGAGUCAAUUGACUCGGCGAGAAAACAAGACGCAAGAAGUAAACCGAGGAACACCACUCGUGACGUCAGCAGAUCCGCCAUUGUUGUCGGAAGUUGGAUGAGAUGUCCAAAAAGUCACGUGUUCAAUCACAAACGGACUACAAGCUCGCAUGACAACAGAGACAACAAAAUUGUACUUUGUCAAAUGUGUAGGCAACUUUUUUCUAACAUCUCACCCAGUACUUAGAUUUUGCAACGUGACUGGUUCAGAGCGGGUCACACGAGGUCUUCCAUACCCCUUCCACGUGACGUCACACACAUAAAAAGCGCCCUCACUGGGAUCAAAGGAGGCAAAUGAUUUGAAGAUAGCUGUGCGUACAAAAAUGUGCGCAUUUUACAAGGGUCACAUUGUUACUAGAAAGCAGCGCGAGCGUGACACACUCUACCAUUAGCAACUAAUGGACAGUACUAAACCCGCAGCAACCAAUCAUUUACUGCUUUUAUACUCGUGCUCUUUUAUAACAAAUUGCAGCACUCGAAACAGCAAAAAAAUACACGAUUAACAUAGAUAGGGGUCAAUAAAUAAAACAAAUUUUACAACAGAAGCGCAACUUGCGCCUAUCCUGGCCGCUUUUUGGGGAAUCCAAACAUACAAAUAGGACUCGACUCUAAAAAAUAAUGUUCAAUAUUAUGUUGGACGACAACAAUAUUGAUCGUUGCUGAAAUUCACAAAAAUACUUUCAAUCAAUAAGGACAAGUUCAAUUAAACAAAUUUUGAUUGUGUAGGAAAAUCCCUGUUACGUCAUCACUAAUGUGACGCUUUGUUCAGCGAGGAGCUAUAACAAAGAAAACCUCCACACACGACGUCAAAGUACUAGUUAAUUUGUCAUUAUGACGUACGCCGUCAACGGCAGUAUAGUGUUCCUAGUUUUCAAAACGUUUAGGGUGGGCUUGAUUUUUUAAUCGAUAGUUACUACAGUUUCAAAAGUGUACAAAUAUCUUACUUAUCUCAAAUAAUAAACAAACGUAUUAUAAACAAGUCUAAAUAGCAUGCCAGUUAUUAUUAUUACUAUUUUUUUUUUGCUCAGACAAUUUAACGUUUCACUUGUAUUCACACUUUCAUCCGCAAGUUUCUGAAAUGUACAGUGUAUACAAAACAAAACUUUAGUCUCAAUCACCACCUUUUUGGAUUUUGUGUACACAGGUCUAGUACACUUAGAAUUUGAUGGCCCUACUUCGUAGUGUUGUUUUAAUAUCUACAACACAAGGGAUAUAUUGUCAAGACAAUAAUUAUUGACAACAUUGAAGGCACCGGGAAAUAUAGUUUAAAUUUUUUCAAACAUAGAGUAUUAUGUUAAAGGCAGUUGACACUAUUGGUAAUUGU
Asterias rubens (European starfish) is the source of this 2184-nucleotide messenger RNA. RefSeq names its product NFX1-type zinc finger-containing protein 1-like. NCBI's taxonomy places the organism in Eukaryota, Metazoa, Echinodermata, Asteroidea, Forcipulatida, Asteriidae. The annotation marks the transcript as partial. The transcript has a single exon. The record is from RefSeq and is a predicted model, not a curated record.